Sebastes umbrosus (honeycomb rockfish) is the source of this 4083-nucleotide messenger RNA. Its product is annotated as protocadherin-8-like. The record is from RefSeq and is a predicted model, not a curated record. The transcript is spliced from 3 exons. The coding region runs from base 511 to 3585 and encodes 1024 amino acids. Lineage: Eukaryota; Metazoa; Chordata; Actinopteri; Perciformes; Sebastidae. Gene Ontology annotation, biological process: homophilic cell-cell adhesion. Gene Ontology annotation, cellular component: plasma membrane. Gene Ontology annotation, molecular function: calcium ion binding.
GGAACAUAAACAAGCAACAGAAAACUAUAUAUCUGUAUUAAAUCAAGCCCCUACGCGUUUAGCCCAUGCACAUAUUGGGUGCCAAGUUUCUCCGCACAGUCCAGGAAUCUCUAAAACAGGGUUUAGAGGUCUUUCAGAAGUCCCCCUCUCUCUCUCUCCAUCUCUCUCUCUCUCUCCAUCUCAAAGCCCGGAUUGGUCACAGUGCGGCUCAUUUGCAUGCCUCUCCGUAUAAACCCUCCUGCAGACACUGCAGAACCUCUUUGCGCUGAGAAGAGCAGCACACCUCAGUAGAGAAAGAGAGAGAAAGAGAAAGAGAGAGAGGAGCGCAUCCAGAGUGCGCAUUGAAAGACUAUAUGGAAUAUUUAUUAUUACUGGCUUUAUUAUAUACAUGAGAAUAAACAAUACCCUGCGGAAAGAGAGGGGAAGGAAUUUUUUUUUUUUAGCAGUUUUUGUUUUAACUUCUAAUCAGACUCAGAUUAUUUUGUUUUAUUUAAAGUGCAGGUGGUAAAGAUGGGAGAAACAGGGUGGAACUUGGUGCUACUGUGCGUCUUUCUGGUGAGCCUGGCUGCUGGAAAGACGCUCAAAUAUCAGACAUUUGAGGAAGACGCACCUGGGACAGUGAUUGGAAACUUGGCCAAGGACAUCUCCUCUUCAUCUUCCUCCUCCUCGGGUGGCUCCAUCAGGACCAAUUUCAGGAUGAUGAAACAGUUCAACUCGUCUUUCAUCCGGCUGCGUGAGAGCGACGGCCAGCUGUCCAUCGGAGAGCGGAUGGACCGGGAGCGCGUCUGCAAACACACGCUGCACUGCCUCAUCGCCUUCGACGUGGUCAGCUUCUCCAAGGAGCAGUUCAAGCUCAUCCACGUCGAGGUGGAGGUCAAGGACAUCAACGACAACUCGCCGGAGUUCCCCCGCAGAGAGUCCGCUCUGGAGAUCUCCGAGAACACCGCGGUGGGUACGCGGAUCCCGCUGGACUUCGCCGUGGACGAAGACGUCGGUACGAACUACAUCCAGAGUUACCAGAUCUCCGUGAACAGCCACUUCUCCAUCGACGUGCUGAGCAGAGCCGACGGGGUUAAAUAUGCGGAGCUGGUUCUCAUGAAGGAGCUGGAUCGAGAGACUCAGGGGUCUUACGCGCUGGAGCUGGUUGCUAUGGACGGAGGCAACCCGUCAAGAACCGGAACCACGCGCGUUAACGUGAAAGUGAAAGACUACAACGACAACAGCCCGGUGUUCGACCGGAACAGCUUCUCCGUGGAUCUCCCCGAGGACGCACCGGUUGGGUUCCUCCUCUUGGAUCUGAACGCGGAGGAUCCGGAUGAAGGGCUGAACGGAGACGUGGUGUACGGGUUCGGUCACCAGGUGCCACCGGAGAUCACGCAACUCUUCAAAGUGGACCGGAAAACCGGGAGGCUCACUUUAGAGAACCCGGUUGACUUUGAGACUAAAAACACGUAUGAGUUCGACGUCCAGGCGAUGGAUCUGGGUCCGAACCCGAGUCCGGCUAUAUGCAAGAUCGUAGUCCAGGUGCAGGACGUGAACGACAACGCGCCGGAGAUCUCCAUCACGCCGAUGACGUCCAUCACGGCGGGCAUCGCGUACAUCACGGAGGCGGCGGCCAGAGAGAGCUUCGUGGCUCUGGUGAGCACCUCGGACCGGGACUCCGGUGCUAACGGACAGGUGCACUGCACGCUCUACGGACACGACCACUUCCGGUUGCAGCAGGCGUACGAGGACAGCUUCAUGAUCGUGAGCACGAGCCCGUUAGACCGGGAGAAGAUACCGGAGUAUAACCUCACGGUGGUGGCGGAGGACUUGGGGUCUCCUCCGUUCAGGACGAUCACUCAGUACACCAUCCGGCUCCAGGAUGAGAACGAUAACGCGCCGGUGUUCGGUAAGAUGAUCUACGAGGUGGGUGUGGUGGAGAACAACGCACCGGGCGCGUACAUCACCACGGUGGUGGCGCGCGACACGGAUACGGGGUCAAACGGGAAGGUCAGUUACAAACUAACGGACACGUACUUCAUGGGAGCUCCGAUCUCCACCUUCGUGUCCUUGGAUCCGGACAGCGGGUCUCUUUACGCGCUGCGCAGCUUCAACUACGAGGUGGUGAAGCAGUUGGAGCUGCGCGUCACGGCCAGCGACGGAGGCUCGCCGCCGUUAACCGGCAGCGCCAACGUCUACGUGAGGAUCGUGGACCAGAACGACAACGCGCCCAUCAUCACUCAGCCGUUGCUCCUCACCAACGGCUCCGCUGAAGUCCAACUGCCGCGUGACGCACCGACUGGGUACGUCAUAACCAGGAUAGAGGCGCGAGACGCGGAUGAAGGCGUUAACGCGGAGCUGUCGUACGCGUUAGCCACCGGAGAGCCCUCCGUGUUCUCAAUUAACAAAGCAACCGGUGAGAUCUACCUGAACCGGGUGCUUAGCAACGACGUGGACGAGACUCUGAGCGUGACGGUGACUGUUAGUGACAACGGGCGGCCCGCGCUCACCUCAACUGCCGCGCUCCACUUUCUCAUCGUCGCGGGCGCACCACCGAACGACCGGACGAUUUACCAGCACCAACCGUCCGGUGACGAGGAGCAGCACGCGCAGUGGUGGGACCUGUCCGUUGUGAUCAUCGUGGUGCUCGCGGGGAGUUGCACGCUCCUCCUGCUCGCUAUCAUCCUCAUAGCAACCACCUGCAACCGGCGCGGUAAGAACAAGGACAAGAGCGCAGCGGAGGAGGAGGAGGACGGAGACUCGUACGGGGAGAAAGACACUCUGGAGCGGGGAGCAGGCAGGAGGAGCCACCCGGUGGACAACCCGCUGCUGCCUCUCCACGGAGCCGCCGGAGGAGGAGGGUUUGACGGUCACUCCUACAGCAGCCAGCCCGGCGGAGGGUUCACCUCGACUCACCCCGGAGGAGGCGAAAUGUGCUCCGCCUCAGAGGACGGCAGCGAGGUGCCCUGUGUGUAUGACUCAGACAGCAACAGCAAGCCAAGAGGGAACAAACACGAGGGCUACUCCACUCUGCCCGGCUAUGGGAACGGCAAAGAGGCUGCAGUGAGGCCCAUCACCAUCUGGAAAGGGAACUCUUACACCACCAUCUCUGCCAGGGACCCGGCCUUCAGUGGCAAAGACAGUGGCAAGGGGGACAGUGACUUCAAUGACAGUGACAGUGAUGUCAGUGGAGACACUGGCCUGAAGAAAGAUGGAGUAGUGGUUCCUCCAAUGGGUGGCCAAAAUGCUCUGUGGGCAUGCACUAGCGAAUGUAAGGUCCUGGGUCACUCAGAUCGCUGCUGGAGCCCCUCAGCAGUGAGAGCCAACGCAGCACCCUCUCCGGCCCCCACCCUGUCCUCCUUCAGCACCCUCCCCAAGACGGCCUCCCUGCCCCGGGACCCCAACCGCCGGGACAACUACUACCAGGCCCACAUCCCCAAAACAACGGGCCUGCAGAGCGUGUACGAGAAGGUGCUGCACCGGGAGUACGACUACGUCCUGGUCACCCCACCCAGGCCCGUGAGGGUGCAGCAGGAGAUCAGCGACAUAACCCUCCCCGUUUACACCCCCACCCCGACACACUGUCCCAACGACGACGUCUAAAACAGCACAUACACACACCUGAAAGCUCACUCUCAAAGACAUGUAUAGUGUGUUGAAAGUUUUAAUUUAUGAUUCAUCGAGACUACUGUAAAAGAUUAUGUGGGGGAGUGUGCAUAUAUAGAAGUUUAAAUCCUAAUAUUUGUGUGUUUUUGUUUCCUUGUAAAAGCCACAUUUGAUGCAAUCACUUUUGAGACAAUUUUGGUUGGACAUGGGAGUGUAUCAUAUGCAAGUUUUGUACAUACAGAGACUUUAUUUUUUAUAAAAAGUAAUAAUCAAGCAAAUAUAUGUACAUAUGAAUUGUAAUUAUUGAUCUUUAAGCACGCUGACUAUUUAAAAAAUGUCCCCAGAAACUGUGCAGGCAGGUGGAGGGCCGGGUGACCCCCACAAUGUGUCAAGUUGAUAAUGAUUUGAAUGCAAUAAUAAGUAAUUGUACAGAUUUCUUUUUCUAUCAUCACAAUAUUCUGAGGGGGAAAAUAAACUUUGAAAUACUGUUCUGAA